UGCCUUUACCCAAGACCAGCACCGGAAGUAUUUUUGAUUCACAGGGAAACAAAUUUGCUCAACGCUGCGCUUUACCUACCAGGUGAAAUUAACAACAGGUGGAAAGAUGUCAGAGCCCAGCAAGCAAGAUAUUGCUGCCAUUUUCAAACGACUACGAUCCCUUUCUACGAAUAAGGCGUGCUUUGACUGUUCGGCUAAGAAUCCUAGUUGGGCCAGUAUCACCUAUGGAGUGUUUCUCUGUAUAGACUGCUCAGGAACACACAGGUCAUUAGGAGUGCACCUGUCAUUCAUCAGGUCUACCGAGCUGGACUCUAACUGGUCCUGGUACCAGCUGCGAUGCAUGCAGGUGGGCGGCAAUGCCAGCGCGAAUGCCUUCUUUGCCCAGCAAGGCUGCACGUCCAACGCCGCAAACACCAAGUACAACAGCCGAGCCGCUGUGCUCUACCGCGAGAAGAUCAAGACCACGGCCACGCAGGCCACAAGGCGCUUCGGCACUGAGUUGUGGCUGGACAGCCAGGCCCCCCUCUCUCCAACAUCUCCCGUCAACAAGGAGGAGGAUUUCUUCAGUAUGCACGCGCAGGCAUUCCCUGAUGAUCGUAGCUCUGCCCAGCCUAAUAUAACAAGCUCCGCCCAGAUGAAUCUAAGCCCCACCCCAGUAGAGGAACCCUCUACAAAAGAAACCGAGAGGGACAAAAACGGUAAUACAGAGGGUCCCAGUGUUGACGUGCUAAGUAUGUCUCCUAAAGAAGCCUUAGAAUCCUCCUCUCUUCUCAAGAAGAAACCAGCUGGGGCCAAGAAAACAUUGGGCGCUAAGAAAGGUGGUCUUGGGGGUAAGAAGGUGAGCAAACAGAGUUUCUGUGACCUGGAGAAGAAAGCACAGGCGGUAGACAAACUCAAUGAGAGAGAUACAGCACCCACCACCAAGAACAGCCCCCAACCAGCAGAGGAAUCCAUUGGGGCCUCCAUGAGACUGGCCUAUAAGGAUCUGGAGGCGCAGCAGAGGAGUAAUACAGAGAAGAUGAAGGGGAUGGGGGAGAAGAAGAAGGAGCAGGCUGAGAGACUGGGCAUGGGCUUUGGCAGCAGGAGUGGAGUGUCUCACUCUGUGUUGUCAGACAUGCACACUAUCCAGCAGGAGAGCCCAGUGGGGUCCAAGCAGCCCACUAAGAGCCGGAGGUACACAGAGAAGGAGGAAGAGGAGACUGACGAAAGCUCCUUUACAUCCAGGAUGUCGAUGACCAGUUCAAUGACCAAGUUUGAUGACCCGACAGAAUCCUCUGACAAGUUCUUCUCCAAUUGGAGCGAGACGGGGGAGUCUGGCUGGAGGAAAGAGAGCAGGAAGCCAGAGCCAGACUUCUACCUGAGCACCAAUAGUUCCUCACAGGACGACAGGACCGCAGCCCGGCGGAAAGCAGACCCAGUCCCUGUCUCAGACUCAGGCGACGCCCGCAAGAAGUUUGGGGACGUCAAGGCCAUCUCCUCUGACAUGUACUUUGGCAAGCAGGAUGACUCUGAGUAUGAGGCGAAGACUCGCCUGGAGAGGUUCUCUGGAAGCAACUCCAUCAGCUCAGCUGACCUGUUUGAUGACCCAAAGAAACAGAUGGCCAGCUCAUAUCGUCUGACCAACAUGCUGCCCAGUGCUCCAGACAUGUCCCAGCUGAAGCUGGGGGUCCGCUCUGCGGCCGGGAGGCUGUCCGUCAUGGCCAGCGGAGUAGUCACGUCCCUUCAGGACCACUACAGUGCGUGAGUCCACCUGUGUUAUACACACACACACACACACACACACAACCUGUUAGGUCCCCUGGGUAUUGGAGUCGGUAAACAUCCUUACGUGCGAUGGACAAGUUCAGCCGUGCAGGAGAGGGAGAGAUAUGGACGGAGAGAGCGAAUUAGCGACAUUGUGUAGGCCAGAACAUAGGCUAUAGCUGUGUGUGUACAUAGCAGCUAUUUGAAUAAAGUAUGAAUUAUCUACAUUGGAGUUAUGUCAAAACAACAUCCUCUAUGAGGUAGAUGUAUGAAGAACACUUAUUUACGCAGCUUAUUAUUUAAUCUGUCCAGGCCUUUAGUUUUGAUAUUUACAUCAAUGGUAUUCAAAAUAACAUUUUGUUAUCAUCCAUUAUGGUUCUAAUUGAGGGUGACUUAGGUUUUGGGUUCCUUUUCCCCUGUGCAAUUGUUAUUGAAUCAUGUCACCUUGGUUUUUAUGUAGCUAUUUGCAAUGAAGACAUGUAUUUUUCUACAUGCGUUAUGUAAAUAAUUUAAUUAAUUAAUCUGAUGGGCAUUGUUUUAAUUACCUGCCAAAUGCAGAGAGAUGUUGCCAUGUAGGAUACAUGUCUUAAAUUUUAGGGUGCCUUCAAACCAAAAUGCCUGCAACGCGUUGUGCGUGUGCCGAUUCACUGAAUGUGUGUUUGGAGGUGUGGAGAACAUUCGAGGUGGGAGAAACAUUGCUUUACAUUGGUUGACAGACCUCUAGUCAGGAUAGGCUGCAACACAAUAUCCCCAUCUCUCAUCUGUUGGACAGUGUAGAUCUUCCAUUUCAUUCACUUCUAUCCACCUGUACACUGCUCUCUGAAAAAAAAGGUGUUUGCUGUGCUUUUGAAGCAUUGUUUGCAUUGGUUUGAAAGUGCCCUUAGUCAUGGAAGUGUACUUAUGUUAUGUAUGUCACUUGACUGAAGGACCAAAUACUCAACCUGAUUUCUUUGUGUAAUAUAUAUGUGUGUAUAGACACACUGGUCGGAUACAGUCCUGUACAGUGUAACAUGACCUGGUCUGCCUCUCAGCAGCCAAACAUAUUCUCCAUAUUACUAUUGACUAUCAGUUCAGAUGAAUGAAGGGAGUAGUAUCUUAAUGUUCUGUCCCAGUACUCCCAAAGGCUGAGUUUAGUCAGGCAGCACAAUUCUGAUCUUUUUCUUCUCACUAAUAGGUAUUUUGACCAAUCAAGUCAGCUUUUUAAAAAGAUCUGGUGUGAAAAGAUCUGUGUAAAGAAAAAAUCAGAAUUGGGCUGUCUGUCUAAACGCAGGCAAAUAACCGAUUUAUAUUUUCUGACCACAUUAGUUUGUGAGAGGAACACAGGACACCCAUCCAGUUAUUUUACUGUUCUGUGGCUAUGAAGGAUAAGAGAUAAGGAAAGGAACUCAUGCAAAAGAAAUGGGACGUGGCCCUCUGUGAUCAAGGACCCAUUGGCUGCCCUCCCUAGAGCCUGACUCAUUUCAACAACAGUUGUACUACGUGUUUAGUGAAGGGUAAACUCUAACCCUUUGCUGAGCAUAUUCAUUGUAAAUUACCUCUGUGAACUGUGUACCUUGCAGAGACUAUUUAGGGUGUUUAGAGUAUAUUUUCACACUCUGGGUAUAUGUGGGUUAUAUUUUGGGUGUUUAUGUGUAGUGUGGUUUUGUUAUUUUGAGGGGAUUGGCUAGAAGUCUUUAACUGGACGUUGCCAGAAGUAUUUCUGGCUACCUCGUAUCACCUACCGAACUCUCAUUUUAAUGCAUAUUUUUCUCAUUUUGAUCCUUACUAAUUUGAACUCUUGAGUUGAGAUUUAACACUGAAGUGAAAUAUAUUUAAGAUGCAACGUUACCCAUUUGAAUCUGGAUUUUGUAUAGUGUGUAAUUCAGUGACCAACCACAGCGUUUGUUCAUUCUCUUUCGACUGUAAUCCAAAGAAUUAGGAUACAUGUGCACAUGCCCUAAAAAUGUCAAUUAUGGGAAGAUCUAGUUUUUGUUUAUUUGUAUUAGAACCUGCAAGUACAUUUUUUUUUUUGUUACUUGAAUGUACAUCUAUAGAACAGUACCUGAAGCAUUGCAUUAGUUUCCAAAUGACUGUUUACCAACAAAUACAUCUAUGGACAUGAGCUCUUUAGAGAUCCAUUCAAUUUGUGUAAUCAAGGUGUGUAUCAUUGUUAGCUGCUGUGUAUAAGAACUUUGCUUCAGAAUAAAAAUUAUACUGCACUUGCAUGUCCUCAGUGGCAGACUUACCAUUAGGCAACUCAGGCAGUUGCCUGGGCCUUGUAAACUUGUCAUGAUUAUGUUUAAUAAAACAAUUUAUGUUA
This is a messenger RNA of Oncorhynchus keta (chum salmon), 4042 nucleotides long. RefSeq names its product ADP-ribosylation factor GTPase-activating protein 3. The record is from RefSeq and is a predicted model, not a curated record. Gene Ontology annotation, molecular function: GTPase activator activity. The coding region runs from base 107 to 1744 and encodes 545 amino acids. Gene Ontology annotation, biological process: COPI coating of Golgi vesicle. NCBI's taxonomy places the organism in Eukaryota, Metazoa, Chordata, Actinopteri, Salmoniformes, Salmonidae. The transcript is spliced from 16 exons.